AACGUGAAAAUUUUGGAAACUCACUCACACACACACACACACACUGACACACACACACUGUCUCUCUCUCUCUCUGCUUAUCCAUCCUCUCCUCCUUCCCUGUCCCUGAAGGAGCAGAGUGAAGCAGCAGCAGAGCAUUUCUAAUCCAAAACGACGUCGUCUUCGAAUGGUGUGACAAAUAAGCACCUUCUUCUUCUCUCUCUACAGUAGCAAGCAAGCAUCAGCUUCAGCUCCACUUCAAUGGCUAUGAGUAGUUUGAUUUCCAACCGCAACUUCCUUGCCUCAGGAAAUGUAUGUAGAUCAGGAAAGGAUCUAUCACUUCAAACAGGGGGGAUUUCUGUUUCUGGUGUAUCUGCUACCCGAUACAGUGGCUGGAUUACAAAGGAUCCUAUCUCGAGGUGCCAGCAUGCAGUGAAUUAUCAAACUAAUUCACUUUUGGUAGAGAGAGUUUCAAAACUAAAGGCCUGCAGAAGAAGUGAAUCGUACCCUUUUCCAGCUCCCUAUUGCGGUAGUAAUGUUGAAUGUAGGGAAGUAUAUGGACUUGGUUUGGGCAGAAGAAAGCGGCCACUGCCUGAGGUUGGCAAAGCGAAUAAGUUCCGGGCUUGUUACAAGUCUGAUGAGUAUGAAAAUGCCGAAACAAAUAUGGAUCCACUACAAUCAGCUGAAGGGACUGGUGAAGCCAUUCUUCUGCAAGGAGAUCUGCAACAAUCAUCUCCUCGGAAGCAGCAGUUUCCGAAGCGUUGGGUUAUUGUACUGCUAUGUUUUUUUGCAUUUCUUCUGUGUAACAUGGAUCGCGUAAACAUGAGCAUAGCUAUACUUCCAAUGUCUCAAGAGUUCAACUGGAACAGUGCAACAGUUGGCCUAAUUCAGUCAUCUUUUUUCUGGGGAUAUCUACUUACUCAGAUACUUGGUGGCAUAUGGGCAGACAAACUUGGUGGAAAGGUAGUACUGGGUUUUGGAGUUAUCUGGUGGUCAAUUGCAACGGUUUUUACUCCUAUUGCUGCAAGGCUUGGGCUUCCAUGUCUGCUUAUUAUGCGUGCCUUCAUGGGAAUUGGCGAGGGUGUUGCCAUGCCUGCAAUGAACAAUUUACUUUCCAAGUGGAUUCCAGUAUCAGAGAGAAGCAGAUCACUUGCACUAGUAUAUAGUGGCAUGUACCUUGGUUCUGUGACAGGCUUGGCAGUCUCACCUUUUCUAAUCCAGAAAUUUGGGUGGCCGUCAGUGUUUUACUCAUUUGGAUCCCUUGGUAGUAUCUGGUUUGCCGUAUGGUUGAGCAAAGCAUACAGCUCACCAAAUGACGACCCAGAUGUUGGGGAAGAAGAGAAAAGGCUCAUACUUGGAGGCAGUGUUUCAAAAGAACCUGUGACAGUUAUUCCUUGGAAAUUAAUUUUAUCAAAACCACCUGUUUGGGCUUUAAUUGUCUCUCACUUCUGCCACAACUGGGGCACAUUUAUCCUAUUAACCUGGAUGCCUACGUACUACAAUCAGGUUCUGAAAUUCAACCUCACUGAAUCUGGCCUCUUGUGCGUCUUGCCAUGGUUAACCAUGGCUGCUUUUGCAAACAUAGGAGGCUGGAUUGCUGACACACUUGUUAGUAAAGGAUUUUCUAUAACAGCUGUUCGAAAGAUCAUGCAGUCAAUCGGAUUUCUGGGUCCUGCGUUUUUUCUUACACAGCUAAGCCAUGUCAAAACACCCGCCAUGGCAAUACUGUGCAUGGCUUGCAGUCAGGGAUCUGAUGCAUUUUCGCAAUCUGGUUUAUAUUCCAAUCACCAAGACAUUGGACCACGCUAUGCUGGAGUAUUGUUGGGACUGUCAAAUACUGCUGGAGUGCUUGCUGGUGUUUUUGGUACUGCUGCGACUGGAUACAUACUCCAACGAGGUUCCUGGAAUGAUGUGUUUAAGGUUGCUGUUGUACUGUACAUAAUAGGCACAUUAGUCUGGAAUAUCUUUUCAACUGGUGAGAAAAUUCUUGACUGAAGGAUGUAAUGUCAGUCAAGGAAGGUGCAGACUACAUAAGCCACAGAGAUUACAGGGUAAAAAAGAUGGAACAAAAAUCCGAUGACCAAACUUGGAAGCGUAAAAGCACCCUGCCAAAAUAGAAAAGAGUCACCAUCAAAGUUUUCAAUCAAAAUAGCUAGGCCUUUAUUUUUCCUUUUCCAUAAAUUUUUUGCUAAUGCCUUAUCAUAUGAUUUAAAUGCUUUGUCUAUAGAUAAGUAGGUGGGUAGUUUCCACCAAUGUAACUUAAAAGCAUAUUUAAUACCAUACAUGCUAUUUGACUAAUUCUUUUGGUUCAA
Molecule: messenger RNA, 2291 nt
Organism: Lotus japonicus
Lineage: Eukaryota; Viridiplantae; Streptophyta; Magnoliopsida; Fabales; Fabaceae
Product: ascorbate transporter, chloroplastic
Exons: 11
Coding region: 241-1974 (577 amino acids)
Biological process (GO): transmembrane transport
Molecular function (GO): transmembrane transporter activity
Source: RefSeq, a predicted model, not a curated record